AUAAGAUCUCGGGUAAACACGAGAAGUACCCCUGGCGGAACGAAAGGCAUAGGUGAGAGAUAAGAACUGCGGGUAUAAAGGCUCACGACUCCGAACAGAAGACACUCAGCACUGCAGACUAGACCAGCCAUGGCCGGGAACGACCGCAGACUCGCCCUUGCAGUGGCUCUGGUGAGCGCGCUGCUCGCCGUGGAGGCAUUUGACCUGCAGAGAUCCCUGCUGCCCCCUGAGCUGGCCAGCCUCAGCGCCGCACAGCUGCGGGCUCUCCAACCAGACCAGGAUUGCACCAACGCAAACCCCGCAACUGCCACCGUAAGGAAGGAGACUACCUGUUCCGACUGCUCCACUGUCAAAGCAUGCGUGUAUGGUGGUGGCACGGUUGGAUGGAUCGCAGGAAAGACUACCGCCUGCUCGGGGAGGACACCCUGGUGCAACGACGGAGUCUGCUCUGCCACGCCCAGCACGACACUAAACUGCAACUCGGCACAAGCGGACGACACCUUCCAGUGCCCGUCAAACGGUUACUGGCCCAACCUAGCCUCCUGUAGCAAGUACUGGAUGUGCACGACCGACGGGGCCUUUGCUGGUGACUGCUCCGCUUACACCAACGCCGUGUAUGACCCGCGCACCACCCUGUGCGUGCCGAAGAGCCAGGUCACCUGCAGUACGAUCAGCUGCAGGAAUGCCCCCGCCUACCAGGUGAUCCCGUCGGCACCCUGGCUGUACGCCGUGUGUACGAGCGAUAACGUGGCCGACGCCGUGGUGCUGGCCUGCGCUAACCAAAACCAGCAGUACAACGGCACGAACUGCGUCAACGCCUGCAACCAGGCCGGCCGCUUCCCGCUGUGGGCUCCAGACAGCGCAGCCGGCGCAACUGCCACUGACACUGCAUCGUACUUCGAGUGCGUGGCGAACGGAAACAAACUCACCGGACCCACUGUUGGCAAAUGCCCUGGCAAUGGUUCAACCUUCAACGCCGCCACAUCGCAGUGCACUUUGGCGGCUGAUUUGAAAACACCCGUGAGGGAGAGCCCAACGGUGAGCACCGACUCUACCCCCACGGACACCCCCACCAGUACAACGGCGCCUUCCACAACUCAACAGAACCCACUGCCAGACUGCAAUAGGCCCUCUUCGUGCGUUAAUUCGACCCACCUGAGACUGUGUUUUUUCACCGGAGGGAGGUGGUUCAAAGCCAGGGAUGUCAAAUGCCCUGCGAGCAAACCUCACUGCGAGGACAACGAGUGCCACGCCGUGCCAUCGUCUGAAGAGACGUCCGACUCAUUCUUAUGCUCGGCCGACGGGUACUUCCCGGACGUGUCUUCGUGCACGCGGUACUUCAUCUGCGCGGGCAGCAAGGCGUACGUGCGCGACUGCAGCGCCUACCCCAACGCCACGUACGACCCCAACAGCGCCCAGUGCGUGGUCGGCCGGCCCUGCUACACGCUGGACUGCAGUGACCCGCGGCCUUACCAGCUGUACGCGCCCGCGCCCUGGCUGUUCGUCGUCUGCAGGGAUGACGACGCGGCCGAUGCCUUGGUGCUGGCUUGCGGCCCGGACCAGGUCUACAAUGGCACCGACUGCGCCAGAGCCUGCUUACGGCCAGGUCGCUUCGCCGACACCACCGGCGUCUCCAAGUACUUUGAGUGCGUGGAACUGGGCGACGGCACCUACAGCGAUCCCACGCCCAAGGCGUGUCCCAGAGGCCUCGUGUUCAGCGGGGAGGGACUCACGGGCCGCUGCGUGGAGGAAGAGGGGCACGAGACGACAACUCGAGCCAUAUCAACAACAGCAGCAGGAACAACCGAGACUACUGCUCGGACUACAGUAUAAACACAUUGAUAAAGGUGAUGCGGUCGCGCAGUGUGGACCAACAUGAAAUAAAACUCAAUGGAACCCUGAACAA
Molecule: messenger RNA, 1906 nt
Organism: Frankliniella occidentalis (western flower thrips)
Lineage: Eukaryota; Metazoa; Arthropoda; Insecta; Thysanoptera; Thripidae
Exons: 5
Coding region: 130-1833 (567 amino acids)
Cellular component (GO): extracellular region
Molecular function (GO): chitin binding
Source: RefSeq, a predicted model, not a curated record